Molecule: messenger RNA, 932 nt
Organism: Cornus florida
Lineage: Eukaryota; Viridiplantae; Streptophyta; Magnoliopsida; Cornales; Cornaceae
Product: 21 kDa protein-like
Exons: 1
Coding region: 27-632 (201 amino acids)
Biological process (GO): negative regulation of catalytic activity
Molecular function (GO): enzyme inhibitor activity
Source: RefSeq, a predicted model, not a curated record
CAUUCUCAUCAAUCCAAGAGAGAGAAAUGGAAGGCUCAUCUUCUAGCUAUGUUCAUGUUCUUACAACCCUUCUCAUUCUACUAGCCUUCACCUCUUACGUGAGCUUGGCUUCCGGUGCUGUGGCCGGGAAAUCAAGCACCGAGUUCAUCAGAAAAUCUUGCAGAGUAACAAUCUAUCCAAAACUUUGUUUCACCUCACUCUCAGGCUAUGCAAGUGCUAUCCAAACAAGCCCUAAGUACCUAGCAUAUACAGCACUCUCCGUGACCCUCGACGCUGCCAAUUAUACGUCCAGCGUGAUGAAAAAUUUGUCACGAAGCCACGGCAUGAAGCCUAGAGAGGUCGCGGCCAUGGGAGACUGUGUGGAGUUGUUAAGUGCCUCCGUAGACCAACUGAGAGAAUCUCUGGGAGAGAUGAAUCAAAUUAAGGAGCCAAACUUUGAGCAAAUGAUGAGUGACAUAAAGACUUGGGUCAGUGCUGCUUUGACGGACGACGACACGUGCAUGGAUGGGUUCGCCGAGAAAGCCAUGGACGGGAACUUGAAAACUGUUGUGAGGGGCCGGGUCCUGAAAAUUGCGCAAUUGACUAGCAAUGCUUUGGCUUUGAUCAAUACUUAUGCUUCUCUCCAUGUCUAGCUCACUUCAAAUAAGGGUACUAUUUUUUUUUUUCCUUCCCCCAAAUGGUAAAGCAAACCUACACUUUUUUUUGUUCAUUUUCGGACUCUACCCGUUCUCUUCUCUUUGAGAAUAAAGAAGUUAUACCAAUAAGCCAAAUGCUGUUUGGUAUAAGGAUAGUAGGUUAGGUGGUUGUUAAUGUUAGCACCGUAUUGGUCAUGGGCAAGUGUAUAAAAUUAUAUUGUAUAAUUUCUAGUUAUGUACUGUAUUAGAGAAAUUGUGUACAUGAAUAUUUAUAUAAUUGUUGUGAUUAUGUUUGUA